Molecule: messenger RNA, 2688 nt
Organism: Zasmidium cellare ATCC 36951
Lineage: Eukaryota; Fungi; Ascomycota; Dothideomycetes; Mycosphaerellales; Mycosphaerellaceae
Exons: 4
Coding region: 1-2688 (895 amino acids)
Biological process (GO): protein deubiquitination
Cellular component (GO): nucleus; cytosol
Molecular function (GO): cysteine-type endopeptidase activity; cysteine-type deubiquitinase activity
Source: RefSeq, a predicted model, not a curated record
AUGCAGCAGCACCCCAUGGCAGGCGCGGGCCAUAUUCCCGCUGCCGUGCCCAUGCAUCCUCCGCCGCGACGUGAAUAUGGCUACCCACAGCACCACCCGCAGCAGUACUAUCACCACCCGCCGCAGUCGCCCAUCCAGCCCGGCUACUACUAUCCACAUCCGCCGCCCGCAGCAUAUCGAUGGCAGCCUCCACCGUACCCACAGCCUCACGCCUAUCCGCCGCCGCAUAUCCAAGCUCAAUACCAGCCUAGAUCGCCCAUGGUCGUCAGCUCGGCGCCGCUUGCGCAGCCCAUGACCCCAGUCACACGACAGCCCGCACAAAUGACCGCGCCUCCGCAGGCUACCCAGUCACCGCGACCAAUUCCCCCUUACAUGCAUCAGCAGGCGCCCGCAGCUUCUCCUUCGCCAGCCCCGACUCCAUCAGCGCCGCCAAAGGCAGAAGAGCCUCGAGCACAGACACCAGGGGAGACAUCUACUGCUCAACCCGCACGCAGACCAUCUACCUCUCAGAAUCCUCUCUCUCUGCCACCAGAGCAUAAGCAGCCCUUUUGGCCGAAGCUACCGUGGUACUCCGUCCCUGAGCAUCAGCAGACCUUUCCUUCUCGUGCUCCCACGCGCCGACGCAGACGUAGGAAUCUGCGUGCUUCGAACAACGCCGUUGCGCUGCCUACAAGAGAAGAGCCGGUGGCAGAAGACGAGCCUCAACAAACAGAGUCACAGACAGCUUCUGCUGCGGAGCCUCCAUCCGAGACUUCUACCAUCGCCGCGCCUUCCGAGCCCGAAACCCCAGCCACAUCUCAAGCUCCCUCUGAAAGCGAUUUCACCCAAGUCUCCACACCUGCCACCCCUGCGCAAGCCCCGACCACCUCACCCAAACCUACACCAACACAACAGCAGCACGCGAGAAGAGAUACCCGCACAGCAAUUGCUGUACCGAACAUACCUGGCCUACCCAAGCCAAAAGAAGCUUCGCCGCCAGCGACUGUGAAGCCAGAUGCAGCGGCAAAGACCGAGGAAGAGAAGACACCCAAAGCGGCGGAAGAGCAGGAUGGAAGUGGGGAAACCGCGCCAACUGAGGCGGAGACUGUCCAAGAGACACCUGCACCGAAGCCAGCACCUAAGUCGUGGGCUGACUUGGUCCGCACCAAGUCCAAGCCAGGUGCAGCCGCCGCUACCACCAACGGCGAGGCCAUCACCAACGGCAUCCAAUUGCCAAAGACGGCGUCUCUCGCAGAUGCAUUGAAGCAGUACAACGUCCGGGGCGAUAUGAUGCUCCCAUUUCUCGAGCCAAAAGGGCUCGUAAACACCGGCAAUAUGUGCUAUAUGAAUUCGAUUCUUCAAGUUCUGGUCUUUUGCGUACCAUUCUACAACUUCCUAGAUCAGGUCCGGCAACGAACUGUGCAUUCGAUGAAGAGCGAUACCCCUCUAGUUGACGCAAUGAUUAUGUUUAUGAGAGAGUUCAAGGUUUUGGCAAGCGCGGAGUCGGCGGACGGAUUGAGGUCGAUGCUCAAGCAAGAACAGCUCGAGGAGUAUGGCGAACAGGUGACGCCUGAGUACGUUUACGAGGUGAUUAGAAAGCUGCCUCGGUUCGCGGGCAUGAGGAGGGGGCAACAGCAGGACGCUGAAGAGUUCUUGGGAUUCUUGCUCGAAGGUCUUCACGACGAAUGUGUCAAGGUCAUGCAGGGCCAAUCGGACGACAAACCACAGGAGAACGGCAUCGCAUCGCCAGAUACCGUCAUGUCACCAACGUCAGCUGAUGGCUGGCAAGAGGUUGGACCCAAGCAGAAAGCCGCUGUGACAAGGACUGCCGGCCAGGAAGACACCCCAUCCCCGAUCACGAAGAUCUUUGGUGGCUACUUGAGGUCCGAAUUCCGAGUUCCAGGCCUCAAGGACUCGGUCACGCUGGAACCUUACAAGCCGCUGCAGCUGGACAUCGGUUCCGCUCAGGUCAACAACAUCAUCGAUGCCUUGAAGGGACUCACUAGGACUGAGCAGAUGACUGGCGAGUUUGGUGGCAGAAGCAACAGUGCUAAGAAGCAGAUGUUCAUCGAUUCACUGCCGCCAGUCCUGAUCCUUCACCUCAAGCGCUUUCAAUACGACAGCAGCUUCACUGGAACGCAGAAGAUCUGGAAGAAAGUCGGUUACCCACUGGAGCUGGAGAUCCCUAAGGAGGUAUUUCCACCAGGCAAGCGCAACGGUCUUGGCGUCAAGAACCAGCCCAAAUAUCGUCUCACCAGCGUUGUCUACCACCAUGGCAAGUCGGCAGCGGGAGGCCACUACACUGUCGACGUCCUUCGCCAGGACAGUCGUGAAUGGAUCCGGAUGGAUGAUACCAUCAUUCGCCGGGUACGCGCAGAAGAUGUCGCCGAAGGCGGUGCCGAAGAAGACCCCAAGAUCCUCGCCAAAGCUCUCGAACAACACAAGGCGGACUCCGAUCUGCAAAAGCAGCGCAACAUGUACCAAGGACUUGACGAGGCCGAGAAGGAGCCUGAAGAAGAGAAACCAUGGUCUGAGGUCAAUGGCAGCACCAAUGGUCAUGCGAAGAAGUGGAGCGGUGCAGCCAUUACGACGAAUGGCACGAGCACGCCCACGAGCACAACCGGCAAGAGAACCCCAACCGCUAAGAAGGAAGGCGUGCGCGAUAACAAGGUCGCCUACAUCUUGUUGUAUGAGCAGAUCCGGGAGUGA